Molecule: messenger RNA, 1188 nt
Organism: Arabidopsis lyrata subsp. lyrata
Lineage: Eukaryota; Viridiplantae; Streptophyta; Magnoliopsida; Brassicales; Brassicaceae
Product: 60S ribosomal protein L5
Exons: 8
Coding region: 104-1009 (301 amino acids)
Biological process (GO): ribosomal large subunit assembly; translation
Cellular component (GO): ribosome; cytosolic large ribosomal subunit
Molecular function (GO): structural constituent of ribosome; 5S rRNA binding
Source: RefSeq, a predicted model, not a curated record
UCGUCAUCCUUUUUUUUUUUUUGUCUCGUCCUAUAUAUAAGAUAGCCGUCUUUUUCAUAAGUCUGGACUGGUUUUUGCACUUGAAGCUUGAGGGAGAGAAACAAUGGUUCUCGUAAAGCCCCAGAAUUCAAGGCCUUAUUCGAUGAGGUAUCAGGUCAAAUACAGGAGAAGAAGAGAUGGCAAGACUGAUUAUCGUGCCAGAAUCCGUCGUCUUAUCAAUCAAGACAAGAACAAAUACAACACUCCAAAGUAUCGCUUUGUUGUUAGAUUUACAAACAAAGACAUAACGGCACAGCUUGUAUCUGCGAGCAUUGCUGGUGAUGUAAUUCUUGCUGCUGCUUAUGCUCACGAGCUGCCGCAAUAUGGGCUUAAUGUUGGUCUUACAAACUAUUCUGCAGCAUACUGUACUGGACUUCUCCUGGCUCGACGUGUCCUGAAAAUGUUUGAAAUGGAUGCAGAGUAUGAAGGAAAUCUCGAGGCCUCUGGGGAAGAUUUCUCAGUGGAACCUACUGAGAACAGGAGACCGUUCCGUGCUCUUCUUGACGUUGGACUUAUCAGAACAACUACCGGAAACCGUGUCUUUGGUGCUCUGAAGGGUGCACUUGAUGGUGGUCUUGAUAUACCUCAUAGCGACAAGAGAUUCGCGGGAUUCUCCAAAGAAAACAAACAGCUCGAUUUCGCAACUCACGCCAAAUACAUCUAUGGUGGUCAUGUUGCGGAUUACAUGAAGACUCUAAACGAAGACGAGCCCGAGAAAUUCCAGACUCAUUUCAGUGAGUAUGUGAAGAAAGGCAUUGAAGCAGAUGAAAUGGAGGCAUUGUACAAGAAGGUUCAUGCCGCGAUCCGAGCUGACCCGUUAGCUAAAAAGGCUGGGAAGCAAUCUCUAAAGGAGCAUAAGAGGUUUAACUUGAAGAAGCUUACUUAUAAACAGAGGAAAGCUAACUUGAUUGACCGUAUUACUACACUUAACUCUGCUGCUGAAGCCAUCGAUGAAGAUGACAACGAGUGAAAACGUUUUUCUCAUUAAAUCUUGGCAAAAUUCUUUAUUUCCGUCCAGUUUUGAUCUACCUUCGUGGCUUUGAAUUUUUACUAUAGAUAUAUUUACUCUUUUUCCUACUUGUGAAUUUACAUUUUGCAAGCGUUUUAAAAUUAUCAAUAAAAAAUAAACCGAAAGGUAGAAUUUGAAAA